Molecule: messenger RNA, 1708 nt
Organism: Cololabis saira (Pacific saury)
Lineage: Eukaryota; Metazoa; Chordata; Actinopteri; Beloniformes; Belonidae
Gene: prxl2b
Product: peroxiredoxin like 2B
Exons: 7
Coding region: 43-648 (201 amino acids)
Source: RefSeq, a predicted model, not a curated record
AUCUGGUGUCAUUUCAAAGUCCAGAUUGCUAAAUUGUCGAAAAUGGCAAAAGUUGACCUCGCCAAAGUUGGGAAGAAUUUACUGAAGAGCGCUGAGAGUGGAAAGACCUUGGAACUCCAGUCUCUUUGGCAGAACCAGCCGGUGGUCUUGUUCUUCCUGCGCAGGUUCGGCUGCCAGGUGUGUCGAUGGAUGGCGUCAGAGAUCAGCAAACUGGAGCCUGACCUGAGGGCCGGUGGCAUCUCGCUGGUGGGAGUGGGGCCAGAGGAGUUUGGGAUGCAAGAGUUCAAGGAAGGAGGGUUUUUUAAAGGAUCUAUUUAUGUGGACCAAGAAAAGAAGUGUUACAAGGAUUUGGGUUUUAAGCGGUACACAGCUUUAAGUGUGAUUCCUGCUGCUCUGGGAAAGAAAGUACGAGAUAUCUCUUCGAAGGCGAGUGCUGAAGGAAUCCAGGGAAAUUUCUCUGGAGAUGUGCUCCAGAGCGGAGGCAUGCUCAUUGUAGCAAAAGGUGGAGAAAAGGUGCUAUUGCAUUUCAUCCAGGAUUCACCGGGAGACCUCGUUCCUUUGGAGGACAUCUCCAAGGCUCUCGGUAUCUCAGCCACAGUAAAAGCUGGACAGAAGCCGGUGUGCAACGAUGACGUUUGUACACGAUGAUGGAGGAACUUCAGCUUAAUUUUAUGCAUUCCUGCCGCCAACAUUAAUGUUUCUAAAUGAAGAUUAAAUCACUACAAAGGCUUUUGCUAUCUUUGGUACCUUUUUAUAAAAUUGAGUGUACAUACAGCAGAAGUUUCAUCUUUUUAUGGAUGUUUCAAUUCUUUGUCUUUAAAAAAAAAAAAACGUUUUGGAAAUGUAAAUUUUGAUUUGCAGUUAAUCAAUCAUGAUUAUGAAUUAUUUGUAAGUCUUUGAACAAUGUUGAUCCGGUUUAGCAAGAACAUGCAUGCUUGCUUGUAAGGUUAAACAUGGGAAAAGUCAUAUAAAAAACACUGCUUUCAAUUUGAAGGUUUUACCUUCCGGUGUUCUUUCAUUGGCCCGUUUGACUCGGUCCAGAUUUAGCCCGAGAAAAGAUUUUCAAACUUGGUCUGUUUUAGUCUAUCUGACCUGUCAAAGAAUGAUGACUCUUCACCUUUUAUGUUUAAAACACGUCAAAAUGCAGUUUAGGUCGCUGCCUAGUUGUUUUUUCAAAUAUAAAGUUUAAAAACGCUUCCAUAUUUGGAAUCCAUCAUUCAGCAGUGAGAAACAUUAUUCAAGUGGAAAACAUUUAAAACGGUUGCCAAUAGUCCUGCAAAUUUAUUCCAAGACCAGGCUGUGCAAAGCUCAGAGAAACAAGUAACUGCAUCUUGCACCUGAACUUUGCAGGUUUCAGUGAGCAUGGUAAGUGUCAAAGUUUAUGAUGAAUUAAAACAAAAAGGUGAAGGUUGUAUUUAACUUAUAGACUGGGUGAAGACUCCCACUAGGGGAGUUUUUUUUACCUGCCAUUGUUUGUUAUGUUUAUGUAAUAAUUGCUCUGGAGUCAUGUUCUGGGUCUCUGGAAGGCGCCUAGAGACAACUUCUGUUUUAAUAGACGCUAUAUAAAUAAAAAAGAAAUUGAAUUGAUUUGCGGACAAGAUGAUUGUUUAUUAUUAUGUGUGGAUAUGUAAAACGAUAAUAAAAAAAUGUACAAUCUUAACACAAGACUGUACCUCAUUUUGUCACGUCCACUGGAUCUAAUGUCUAC